UUUGACUGCGUGGUUCGAUUCGGUAAAGGUGAAAUUUUAUUUGAUUUUAAUAAUAUUUUUAGUGGAUAAAAGAAGCCCGAUUUCUGAUAUAUUAAAGAUUAAUUUAGAAUAUUAUAGAGGAUCCCUCAAGGACAUCCAAGGGUUUCUUAAUGCGUAGAAUUGGAUUAUGGGAACAUUAACACCAGUUAAGUCCACCAAGUGCGACAGCCGUGACUUUGUCACAGAUGGUCAUGCCAAAGACAUUCUUAAGUCAGUUAAUAUACUCCGAAAGAACAAUAAGUUAUGUGACGUCAUUCUUCAAGUUGAGAACAAAGACUUCCCUGCCCACAGAAUUGUGUUAGCAGCUUGCAGUGAUUAUUUUUGUGCAAUGUUUACAAGUGAUAUGCAAGAGAGUCAGAAGCCUGUUGUAGUGCUACAAGGCCUGACUGCAGAAACAAUGGAAGUUCUCCUUGAUUUUGUUUAUACUGAAACAGUUAAAGUAAGUGUUGAGAAUGUUCAAGCACUAUUACCUGCAGCAUGCCUUCUGCAACUUACAGGUGUUCAAAAAGCAUGUUGUGAGUUUCUAGAACACCAACUUGAUCCUUCCAAUUGUCUUGGAAUUAGAGGCUUUGCUGAGACUCAUGGUUGUAAAGAACUUCAAUUGGCAGCGGAGAAUUUCAUUCAUAAGCAUUUCAUGGAAAUCAUCAAAAGUGAAGAGUUUAUGCAGCUUGAUGCUAAGGACAUAAUCAGCUUGAUCCAGUGUGAUAAACUAACAGUACCUUCUGAAGAAACUGUAUUUGAGUCUGUCUUAAACUGGAUCAAACAUGAAGAAGACCUGAGGAUAGAUAACCUACCUGAAAUGCUUGAGAUUGUCCGUCUUCCCUUGCUUACCCCACGGUACUUGACAGAUGUGGUUGAUAAUGAGAAACUGAUAAAACAAAGUCUUGAAUGCAGAGAUUUGGUAGAUGAAGCUAAAAAGUACCAUUUGAGGCCAGAAUGUCGACAUCUGUUACAGACACCGCGUACUAAGGCUAGAUAUGGCAUGGGUGAGAUAAUGUAUGUGUUGGGAGGAUUUGGUAACAUGCAGUCUCCUGUGGAUGUUGUGGAGAAAUUUGAUCCCAAGACUGGACAAUGGUCUCAUGUACAGUCAAUGGGAAGAAAGCGUCGAUAUCUCUGUUCAGUUGCUCUUGGCAACAAGCUUUAUGCUCUCGGGGGAUACGACGCGUCAAGUCGAUUAAACACCGUAGAAUGUUAUGACCCAGUGGUGGAUCAGUGGACCACAGUUACGCCAAUGUUACAGAAACGAGGUCUUGCAGGGGCAGCCACAUUAGACGGUAAGAUCUUUGUUUCUGGUGGCUUUGAUGGUACUGUUCGACACACCAGCGUCGAGUGCUACGACCCUAAUAUCGAUCGAUGGACUGUUGCGAGUAACAUGCUCUCUCCCCGUGAAGGUGCAGGACUAACCAACAUGGAUGGUAUUCUCUACUCGGUCGGUGGGUACGAUGGUGACACUAUACUUAAUACUGUAGAGCGGUAUGAUCCAAGAACGGGACGAUGGACAGCUGUGUCAUCCAUGGCUACCAGGAGAUCAGGUGCUGGUGUUUCUAUUCUUGAUGGUCAACUCUACGCACUAGGAGGGUACGACGGCACCCAACACCUCUCCACAGUUGAGUGCUACAGCCCUUGCAUGGAUCAAUGGGUAUCCACGUCAGAUAUGCAGUCCAAGAGAUGCUACGUUGGCGCUAUAAUCUUGAGUGGGAAACUGUACGCUGUAGGAGGCUACGAUGGAAUGACUUUGUUAGAUUCCAUCGAAUGUUAUGACCCAACAGCAAAUGAAUGGAGUACAAUGUCUUCUAUGGGAACUAGUAGAUGUGAUAUGGGGGUAGCAGUGCUUAUGGACCAUUAACGAAGAUUCUACGCUAUUGGAGGAAUAACUUCGUUAGCCGAUUUCAUCGAAUGUUAUGGUCAAGAUGAAUACAGUAGAGGAAAAUAUCCUGUGAUGUGAUACGGGGGUAAGCAGUACUUGUGGACCAUAAAAACAGAGUCCUACGCUAUAGAAGGACUAACGCUGUUAGCCGAUUCCAUCGAAUGUUAUGGUCAAGAUGAAUGGAGGAAAAUGUCCUGAUGGGAACUAGUAGAUGUGAUACGGGGGUAGUAGUACAGAUAUUUGACCAACAAGCAAUACUUAUCUUCAAAAAUCAAACAGACCGUUAAUGAAUUUCUCCACAAAAAUAUGGAUGUAAUCUGAGCAUAUUUAUUUUUGCAUACCUUACUCACCUACAAAUUGAAAARAAAAAAAGAAAAAAUUAAAACAGUUUAACAUAGUUUAAAAUUUUUCAAUCGUCAAUUCUAUAAGUAAUAUAUAUAUAAAUGCAAUCCUACAACGAGAUGUAAUCCUAUAAUUAAAACGAUAACUAGGCCUAAUGGGCCAGACAUUGUUACAUAUAGGGGUGAUGAGAAACAGGCUCAGUACGUGCCAACUGUUCUCCUAUAAACCAAAAUAGAAUUUUCAAAUUCUUUUGACAGCUCCUAGAUGCCUCUUGACUUUUUUCGUUACUGCGAAUGCGAUCUCUUUUUCCAAAUAAGAAGCUUCGUUGAUAAAUGUCGGCCAAAUGACCUCCUCUUCCUCAUAGGUGAUUGUCUGUCCACCAAAGGUCAUGAACAUUGGAUCUCCUUUCUUGAGAGGUUUCCAAUCCUGUUCCUCUAGUUUUGGAUGAAUCAUAGCCGAGAUAUUCCCAUUCUCGUCACAUGGAUACUUCACCAUUUUUUUGCAUUCAAACAAUUCAAUCUCUCUUUCUUGGAAUUCUUUUCCAUUGUUGAACGCUUCAAUGAUGUCUAAGGUUUUCGACACUACCGCAGCAGUUCGUUGAAAGACUUCAGACUUGACUGUUCCAUGUGCCAAUGGCCCAACUUCAAUUCCUAUGCCACUCUUCGUAAGACUAGUGAACCCACUAUCUCUCUUGCCAAAAGCAAAACCCAACGAGAGAAUAGAAACUGGAAAGUUAAUCGCCUCUUUAAUGGAAGCUGUGAUUUGUAAACCUAUCGUUGUGGCUGCCAAAGAAGUCAAAAUCAACGUUACCCCCAUGUUCGAAGUGGUGUUAUGUAAAUCAAUGGAAUAAUCUACGUUGUUAUCUGCGAUCCACUUUUGAAUCUCGCAUGCUCUUUGAACUUCGUAUUUGUCUUUAUCUGGUGUGAUUGGGUCGUGAGAGAACUGGCGAUUAAGAUCGACGUGUAUGUACCUUACGCACUUUUCAAUGGCGCGAGGGUUGCUCAAGAGAAGAUGAGUCUUGAAUGAACUUCGUUCAACCUCUGUCCUGGCUGUUGCAUUGCUCAUCCAGCGCCGCACGAGGUGGAUUCCCGUCAUCUCAUUUCCAUGGGUUCCUCCACUUAUAGAAACAUUAGAAAAUGUCUUCACUCUUUCGGGUUUUGUUUCUGCCAUCUACAAAUAAUAAAUCGCGGGGUCACAUUUA
Actinia tenebrosa (Australian red waratah sea anemone) is the source of this 3449-nucleotide messenger RNA. RefSeq names its product kelch-like protein 12. The record is from RefSeq and is a predicted model, not a curated record. Gene Ontology annotation, molecular function: protein binding. Lineage: Eukaryota; Metazoa; Cnidaria; Anthozoa; Actiniaria; Actiniidae.